Messenger RNA from Paramuricea clavata, 4843 nucleotides. The record is from the annotation of a GenBank genome assembly. NCBI's taxonomy places the organism in Eukaryota, Metazoa, Cnidaria, Anthozoa, Malacalcyonacea, Plexauridae.
AUGGCAGACAAAAGUGGAAAAAAGUAUGUUUUUUAUAUGUAUUUCUUACAUUUUUAUACUUUUAUUUUUAAUUUUUUACUUUCAUUUAUACAAUAAUAAUAGUAAUAUAUAUGAUAUAGUGGUGGCACUGCUCUCAAUUUUACUUUUAGAUAUGGUCUUAUCUUGAAAAAGAAGCCAACUUCAGUUCAAAUGAAACCAUCAAUAUUUGGAGGUGAUGAUUCUGAUGAUGAUGAGGUAAAUUGCAGAAUAAACUGGUUUGUGUCUUGACUACUGGAAAAAAUAUCUUAACCAUGGGCCAGUGUGGAAAGUUUGUACUGCAUGCCCGAGAUAUCGGGUGCGCAAUUUUGAUGCUUUCUAUAUAUUUACUAUUAAAUUUUUGAAAUCUUGGCCGUGCAAUUUCCAAGCUUUCCAGUCAGGACCAUAUAUGGGGGUCCACUGUAGGUAAGCACAAGUCAUAAUAUUAUUCUUGAAUAUUUUCAGGAUAGCGGGAGAAAAAAUGUAAAUAUCACAAUCCGAAAAGAAGCCGAGAAAAAGAAGCAGAUGCGACAGGUGCAGAAUACUAAAUCUCUAUUUAUUUAGACAAAAAAGGGGGAUGAACAGAAGCAGAUCUACCGUUAGGGUGGGCUCCACCUUGAAGAAAACUCUGGUAUUCCAUAUUUGAGUUUUCGAAUAUGCCAGAAAAGAUUCAAUCACCAAUACGGCGGGUUACCAUAUAGAGUAGCAUUUUUUCAAUUUUUUCCCAAAGUACGAGUGCUGUAUAAAUUUAAGUAAUAAAUGUAUUGCUCAGAGUGCAGGAAAUGGCAUUUCAGGGCUUCAAAUUUAAAACAGUUUCUGAGGGUGAAUGCCCCCGGAUCCCCGUAGUAAUGCACCCCUCUCUGGAGAACCUCCACCACCUCUAACAAAUCAGGGCAGAUCUGCCUCUGGGGAUGAAAUUUUUUGUAAUCCAAAGGGUUGGAUUUGUGUUAAUUAAAUGAGUAAAAAACUGAAGGUGGUGAAAGUUAAAAAUCAAGAUGUUGAAAGUUGGUUGGAAAGGGGGAGACAUUGGUAAAGACCUGGGGACGAUUGUAUAAAAAAGUGAUUAAAGUAAACUAUAGUUAGUGAAAACGUCAUCCAAUAAGAAGCGCGUAUUUGAGAGUUAAUCACUAUUUGACUACAAAAUAGUGAUUAAAAAAGUGAUUAAGAGUUUUAUACAACCGACCCCUGGGGGGCAAUUCAGAAGGGGGGGAGGGAUAUAUGACCCAUUUCUGAACUAUGUAUGUAUUGGACCCAGACAGAUCUAAUCUCAUGUCAGUGUCUGUUCUCAAUAUCUGCAACUACAGUAUUUAUGUCAGGAUGUAACAUUAGUACCAGGACCCGGUUGUUCAAAAGCCGAUCAGCUUAAUCCUAGUUAGGUUAAUGAAAAAUUUCAAAAUGGUCUUACAACAGCUUGUUUAUAAAGUUUAACAUGGAAAUAUUUUUCAAGAAAUCUUUUCUACAUGAACACAUUGAGUCUUGAUAUAAACAGAUUUGCAAAUCUACCCAAACCAAAACAGCAGGUUAAGUUUUAUCCCAGGGUUAGCUCUACCCCAGGGGCCGGUUGUUCAAAGCUAACCCUUGGUUAAAAUAUAAUCUGCUGUUUUAGUUUAUGUAUUUCUGCACGGCUGUUUAUUUAAAAACUUCAGAGAAGAAAACUCCUACUGAUCCAGACAAGAUCUCUGAAGAAAUAUUUCCAAAUUUAUAAACAAGCUGUCAGGAAGUUUGCUUUGAAUUUUAGGUUAACCUAGGGAUAAGCUAAUCGGCUUUUGAACAACCGGCCCCAGCUUUGAAGUUUGAACAAUCGGCCCCUGUAGUUUUGUUGUAUUGGGUAACAGUGCUAAUUUCCUCACCAAUAUUAAUUCCCCUUUUCUUCUAAACAAACAUUUUGUUUAGACUCAACUUGAAAUAAAUAAAGUCCUUGAGGAAGACCCCACAGUGUAUGACUAUGACGCAGUCUAUGAUAAAAUGGCAGAAAGGAAAGCAAAUAUAUUGGCUGCUAAAACUGCUAAAGCUGACAAAAAGGUAUGUGAUCAUCCAUUCAUAUUAAUUUGUUGACCACACACAGCAUAUUUAUCAAAACAGUUAGUUUCGACUAAUAACAUGUUUUAGUAAAUUUUUAAAAAUCAAAAAGUGCCCCAAACCACUCCAAACUUUCUGAGGGUAUUAAAAUAUGAAUUGGAGAUGGAACACAUUGUAGUGACAAUGGUGUUAAAUGGUAUUUUUACUUUUUAAAAGCCAAAGUACAUCAGCAAUCUUUUAAAAUUUGCUGAAGUGAGGAAGAAAGGUGAAGAACGACGGGUUGAACGACAAGUACAGAAAGAGCGAGAAGCCGAGGGAAAUGAGUUUGAAGAUAAAGACGCCUUUGUCACAUCUGCGUAUCCUUUUGGAACGAAAAGCUACAGAUAGCUAGUUGUUACAUGUAGUGAGGCUUUGCGCUAUUGUGGAGCAGAAUCAGGUUGGCUGGCUGUUAUCAGAAUGAAACGUAAAGUUAAUUUUUUUCAGGGGGGAAUGGUCAGUCCAAACCUCCACAUUUCAUGAGGACCUAUUUUGUAAUUAUUACUGGGGGAAUAACUUGGGUGGGGGAGGGGGGGGGUAACUCAUCUAUGACAUAAAAUGUGACUUUCAUAUAAUCCUAAAACAUGUCUAAAAUGUGUGAAAUAUUGCCCCGCAAACCCCCAAAAUAGAAAACAAACAAAGUCCAGACUGCCCAAUAAUUGGACCCCCCUGCUCACACUGGUUUGGGGGUGGCUUUGCCCCUGGUUCUUUUUACUUCUGUGGUUAAUUAUUUAUACUUUUUAAUAUGGGGAUGAGUAAAAAGAGAGAUUAUUGAACACGCUAUACUUUAAGUUGAGUUUGUGUGAUAUUGCAGAUAAUAUUUUGUGUCCUUAAUGUGUCCAGUUAUCGACAAAAGAUGCAAGAAAUGGCAGAGGAGGAAGAACGUCAGAGAAAACGCGAUGAAAGAGAUGGUACUAAACACCCACUUCUAAACCAGUUUUGUGUACUAGCUGCCUUUUAUGUGAGACAAUUUUACUUGUCAAUGAGAGGCUAUGUGCACAUUUGACAACACUUGGGUAUAAUAGCAAUAAUGACAUAUUCCCUUCCUUUCAGGUGAUGUCACAAAACAAGCUGACCUGACUAAGUUUUAUCGAAAUUUGUUGGACAGAAAUGUCUCGACCGGAGGUACGUUUGAUACCGAACAACAUACAGAGGCUCACAAAGACAACACAAAGAAAUCACGACUCUCUCCGAGUGGGGAAAAGAAAGAAGGAAAUAAUAAGAAGACUGAAAGAUCAGAAAGAACUUCAGAGAAUGAAAGGAAACGAAGAGAUUACAGGCAGAGUGAAGGUAAGAUGUAGUGUUAGUUUUCCAUGCGAGAUACUAACUUCCCGGGUCUAGACGUCGAAGUUCUCCUGGUAUUUUUCAGGUAGUCGCAUCCGUAUCAAUCCACAGCUUUCUGAUCAUAUAACAUGUUUAGCAAUGAUCGAUCAAGUCCAAUGAUUUGUUUAAUUAUUUAGGAAGACUUGGGCAAACUGAGCAACCCAGUUGCAAAAACAUUGUUCCCUAGCCUGUUGAUCAAGUCCAAUGAUUUGUUUAAUUAUUUAGGAAGACUUUGGCAAACUGAGCAACCCAGUUGCAAAAACAUUGUUCCCUAGCCUGUUGAUCAAGUCCAAUGAUUUGUUUAAUUAUUUAGGAAGACUUGGGCAAACUGAGCAACCCAGUUGCAAAAACAUUGUUCCCUAGCCUGUUGAUCAAGUCCAAUGAUUUGUUUAAUUAUUUAGGAAGACUUUGGCAAACUGAGCAACCCAGUUGCAAAAACAUUGUUCCCUAGCCUGCGGCCGCAGGUUCAAUUCCUGCCAGAGAACCUCUAGUUGUAUUUUUCACAACUGCUCCUGAUUGGGUCUCAUAAAUGUAUAUAAUUCACACUUGAAAUCCAUCAACAAAACCAUUCUAAAAUACAAAUACAACAGUAACUCCAAAUAAAGUAAGCAUUUUGAUUCAACGUUUCGACUUUAUUUAUAGUCAUCAUCAGAUUCACUUAGUCGUCAUCAUCAUCUGAUGAUGACUAAAUAAAGUCGAAACGUUGAAUCAAAAUGCUUACUUUAUUCGGAGUUACCGUUGUAUUGUAUUUUAUGAAAAUACUCAGUGGUUCCCGCAAUUAAAACCCUUCUACAAUUAGUUCUAUCAAGACGCCAAAAAUCCUCCCCAUACACCUAGGUGUCAGUGAAAGCCACCUGUUUUCCAUCUUGUUGUUUUAGACAAAACGUCCAGGGACAGACAUGGCCGUCGGCAAGACAAACAUACAGAUCAUGCACAGGAUAAACAGAAAACAUACAAAGAAACCGAGCAGAAUAAACCUCGCAGAGAGGACGACAAAACACGAGAGAAACCUACACGAGAACACGAUGAACACAAGUGUCAACAUGAUGAACAACAUCACAAUAAACCAAGACACAAAGAACGAAAAUACGACCCAGAGCAUAUCCCACAGCAGCAAAACACAGAAGAAAACGAAAAACAGGAAAUGGAAGAAAACAAAAAACACGAAAUGGAAGAAAACGAAAACCACGAAACGGAAGAAAAGGAAAAACAGGAAACUAGAAAGCGCUCAAAUGAGGAAGCAAGCUCAGACAAAAGUUCAGGAAAUUCUGAGAAUACUGAAAUAGAAAAGACAGAAUCAGCAUCAGGAGGAAAGGAAGAGAAGUCCACAGUGAACAAAUUUGCAAAACAUUCAUCUACUGAAACAGUCAUGUCAGCCAAAGAGAGAUAUUUAGCUCGUAAGAAAACCAGAGUUGUUGUCGUACAAGCUGGUUCAGAUGAUGAGAAUUAG